Molecule: messenger RNA, 2410 nt
Organism: Cricetulus griseus (Chinese hamster)
Lineage: Eukaryota; Metazoa; Chordata; Mammalia; Rodentia; Cricetidae
Source: RefSeq, a predicted model, not a curated record
GGGAAACUGGCUCUGGGAAGACAACUCAGAUCCCUCAGUACCUCUAUGAAGGGGGAAUUAGCCGCCAGGGCAUCAUUGCUGUGACCCAGCCCCGUCGAGUGGCUGCCAUCUCUCUUGCAACUAGAGUGUCAGACGAGAAGAGGACUGAACUUGGGAAGCUAGUUGGCUAUACUGUGCGCUUUGAGGAUGUCACUUCAGAAGACACCAGGAUCAAGUUCCUUACAGAUGGCAUGCUUCUUCGAGAAGCAAUUUCAGACUCCUUGCUUCGAAAGUACAGCUGUGUCAUUUUGGACGAGGCCCAUGAGCGGACUAUCCACACAGAUGUGCUCUUUGGGGUGGUGAAGGCAGCACAAAAGAGGCGAAAGGAGCUAGGGAAACUGCCUCUCAAAGUGAUUGUGAUGUCAGCUACCAUGGAUGUUGACCUGUUUUCUCAGUAUUUCAAUGGAGCCCCUGUCCUCUACCUUGAAGGUCGGCAGCAUCCAAUCCAGAUUUUCUAUACCAAGCAGCCUCAGCAGGAUUAUCUGCAUGCAGCGCUUGUCUCAGUCUUCCAGAUCCACCAGGAAGCCCCUUCUUCUCAAGACAUCCUGGUGUUCCUUACCGGUCAGGAGGAGAUCGAAGCAAUGAGCAAGCCCUGCCGAGACAUUGCAAAGCACCUCCCUGACGGCUGCCCUGCUAUGCUCGUCCUUCCUCUGUAUGCCUCCCUGCCCUACUCUCAGCAGCUUCGAGUCUUUCAAGGGGCCCCAAAGGGCUAUCGCAAAGUGAUCAUUUCAACCAACAUCGCUGAAACCUCCAUAACCAUUACAGGAAUAAAAUAUGUAGUUGACACGGGCAUGGUUAAAGCAAAGAAGUAUAACCCUGAUAGUGGUCUUGAGGUGCUAGCUGUACAGCGAGUGUCAAAGACCCAGGCCUGGCAGCGAACAGGGAGGGCUGGCCGAGAGGACAGUGGCAUCUGCUACCGGCUCUACACUGAGGAUGAAUUCGACAAGUUUGAGAAGAUGACAGUGCCAGAAAUCCAGAGGUGUAACCUAGCAAGUGUGAUACUGCAGCUCCUAGCAAUGAAAGUUCCAAAUGUACUCACCUUUGACUUCAUGUCCAAACCAUCUCCAGAUCACAUCCAGGCGGCCAUUGCCCAACUGGACCUGUUAGGUGCUCUUGAACAUAAGGAUGACCAGCUUACCCUGACUCCAAUUGGAAGAAAGAUGGCAGCAUUUCCUUUAGAGCCCAAAUUUGCCAAAACUAUCCUCCUGUCCUCCAAAUUCCACUGUACGGAAGAGAUUCUGACCAUAGUCUCCCUACUGUCUGUGGACAGUGUCCUUUACAACCCUCCUGCCCGGAGAGAUGAAGUACAGAGUGUCCGAAAGAAAUUCAUAUCCAGUGAAGGAGAUCAUAUCACCCUGCUCAAUAUCUAUCGAACCUUCAAAAACAUAGGUGGGAAUAAGGACUGGUGCAAAGAGAACUUUGUCAACAGCAAAAAUAUGCUGCUAGUAGCUGAAGUCAGAGCACAGCUGAGGGAAAUCUGCUUAAAGAUGUCAAUGCCAAUAAUGUCAUCUCGAGGUGACAUGGAGAGUGUCCGCCGCUGCCUGGCUCACAGCCUCUUUAUGAGUACUGCCGAACUCCAGCCAGAUGGCACCUAUGCCACCACAGACACACACCAGCCUGUGGCCAUCCACCCAUCGUCUGUCCUCUUCCACUGCAAGCCUGCCUGUGUGGUAUACACUGCACUGCUCUAUACCAACAAAUGCUACAUGCGUGACCUCUGUGUUGUGGAUGCCGAGUGGCUCUAUGAGGCUGCCCCGAGGAGGAAGCUGAGAACUGCCAGAAACUGAUCCACCCCAGGAUGCUGCCCCAUGGCUGGGCCUGGAGCUUAGAUCACAGCUAUUUUCCAAGUAGACUUGGGAGCUGGAGAAACAGCACACUUCAGUGCAGUCAGACUUAGAUUGUGAGAAACGAGACUUGUUCUUUGGGCUUGACUGGGUGAUUUUGAGUGACUGAAUUCACUUCUGAGCCUCAGUUUCCUCAUCUACCAGAGGGGGAUAAGACUUACAAGUUCAGAGUAAUGAAAUUUAGAGAAAAUGAACAGAAAUUACCCAGAAAUUUUCCUGGCACAAGAUAAGACAAUCAAUGAAUUGUAAGCCCUUGUGUUUGUGAUACUAAUUAGGUCCAACACAGCCCCUUGAGCUCUUGUCAUUGGGGGAGGGGGAUGUUUCUGAGAGGAGCCAUAGGAAGCUACAGAUCCAAUUGGUUGACCUCAGUGUUUCUCCCCUUGCCUCCCCUGCCCUUAUGGAACCCAGAGCCUCAUGCAUGCUAUGCACACACUCUGCCACUGAGCCAAUCUCCAGCCUUCACUGGUAUUUUAAUGUCUACCUGUAUGUCUUUUAAAUAGAAAACAGAAGAAACUGGCUCCCACAGA